AAAAACAAAAACAUCUUCCGCAACCCUAAAAAUUCUCUCUCCUCAUACACAACUUCCGCCUUCAACCGUCGCAGUUCGAAAUGAAGAAGAAGAAGCAAACUUCCGAUGCCCAAGUGGUCGCUGCCGAUGACUCUGCCGACGACAAAGACUCUUCCGCUAUUUUCGCUAACAUUAAAACUUUAGUCAAAGACCACGCUAACUUCUUUGAUAAGCUCGUGGAGCUAAUUCCGGCGAAGUUCUACCUCCCGACGAACGACGACGAUAAGCCGUGGUUCCAAGGGUUAUCCAAAGCAGAGAAAGCGGAAGCGAAGCUGAAAUCAAUUGAAAAUACAAAGAAAUCGAGACGUGAGCGAUUAGACCCUGAGAAAUCCUCCAAAUCAACCCUAGAUUUGUUGAAGGAGUCAUUGAAGAGGAAACAACCGGAGAAGAAAGCGUCUAACAGCGAUGUCGAUGGUGAUGGUGAUGAUGGUGACGACGACGGUUUGAAUUUGAGAAACUUGGAGGAUGAUAAGAGGUCUGUGACUUAUGAGGAGCUGAGGCAGAGAUUGCAUAGGAGGAUUGAGGAGCUACGAGCGGGCCGAGGUGAUGGAAGCGGCGAGGGAAAGAGGAGGAAGGCGGAAAGGAGAGAUAUGAAGGAUGGGAGGAAGCGCAAGUGGAAUGACGGGAAAGAGGAUAAUGAGGAGGUGAAGGAGAAGGAGAAGAGAGAGAUUGAAAGAGAUAUUGAGAAGGAAGUUUCAGAGGCUGCUAAAGGAAUUGAGUUUGGGAAGGUGAAAUUAGCAGCUUCUAGUGAUGAUGUACUGAAUAAAAAGAAGAAGAGGAGAUUAUCGAAGGAGAAGGAGUUACAAAGAGCACUUAAGCUGGAAGAGGAAAUGAAGGAUCCGGAAAAGGGUGACGAAGUGGCAAAGAGGCAUUCUUGGAAGUCAGCCAUUGAGAGGACUAUGGGAACUAAAGUGCAUGAUAAUCCCAAGCUGUUAAAGAAAAGUUUACUUAAGGAUAAGAAGAAGCAUACCAAGAGCGUUGAGAAGUGGAAGCAGAGGGUUGAUACUACUGAGAAGAUGAAGAAAGGGAAGCAGGAUAAGAGAAAAGAAAAUAUUAAGUCCAAGAUGGACAAAAGGAAGCAAUCAAAAAUUGAUAAGAGAGAAAAGAAGCUUAUGAGGCCAGGGUUCGAGGGCCGCAAAGAGGGCUUUGUUACAGGGAAGUAAGGUUUGCAAUAGAGUUUUAGUUAUUAUGUAUUCCAACUUGUCACUCCUAAAAAAAGAUUCAACUAGUGAUGGUUGUAGUUAGUUAAGGGGGAUGGGGAGAAUCAAGCUUUUGAUCUUUUAUUUUUUUUGUUGUUAAAGUCCAAUCAUUUUUAAUGAAGUUUACUAUUUCUUGA
Spinacia oleracea (spinach) is the source of this 1375-nucleotide messenger RNA. RefSeq lists its product as uncharacterized. Gene Ontology annotation, biological process: ribosomal large subunit biogenesis; ribosomal small subunit biogenesis. The transcript is spliced from 2 exons. Gene Ontology annotation, cellular component: nucleolus. Gene Ontology annotation, molecular function: DNA binding; RNA binding. Lineage: Eukaryota; Viridiplantae; Streptophyta; Magnoliopsida; Caryophyllales; Amaranthaceae. Bases 81 to 1202 code for a protein of 373 amino acids. The record is from RefSeq and is a predicted model, not a curated record.